AUGAAGACCCUGGCUCAGAGAAGACAAUCUGCUCCCUCACUGGUCAUCAGCAAAGCAUUGACCAGAUCCAGGAGCACAUCUAGGGAGAGCUGCAUGAUCCCUGUGAGCCCGGAGUCUUGCGGUCUGGUCCAGAGCUUCCUCAGCGAGUGUCCAGGCCGAGCCUUCCUGGGUCACGUUCAAGUCCACAUGAAGACAGGCCUGCAGACCCAGGACAGACAUCUCUUCCUUUUCACUGACACGCUCAUCGUCACCAAAACCAAGUCACCCUCUCAUUUCAAAGUGAAGGCGCGAGUGCGCGUGUGCGAGAUGUGGACAGCGGGCUGCGUGGAGGAAGUGUGCGAGGGGAGCACCAACCCCGAGAGGAGCUUCGUGCUGGGGUGGCCCACCUGCAACUGUGUGGUCACUUUCAGCUCCGAAGAGCACAAGGAGAAGUGGCUGAUGCUCAUCAGAAGUCGCAUCAAUGAGGGUAAAGACAAGGACGACCCCAAAACGGUCCCUCUCAAAAUAUUUGCCAAGGACAUUGGAAACUGCGCUUAUGCCAAGACUUUAGCGGUCAACAACAUAGACAACACCAACGACGUCAUCAGAAUGGCACUUAACCAGUUCGGCAUUGACGGCCACGUGAAGGACCACCGAUUGUGGGUGAGCUCCAGCAAGGAUGAACCUCCGUACCCUCUGAUUGGCCAUGAGUUCCCAUUCAGCAUCAAGAUGAGUUACAUUCGAAACGGCGUUAACGGCGGUCCCGACAUUACCAGUCCGUGCGAUUGUCCAGAGGUUCUGCUGCUGGACCGAUGUCUGCCUGCCGAAACUCGCUGCCACUUCAUUCUCAAGCCCAGCAGAGUCACGCACGGCAACUACACGCUCAUCGACGCCGCCCAGUCCAAGUCGUUCAAGCGUAAACGCUCAUUGAUCAACUGGCCCUUCUGGAGGGGCUCCAGUAACCAUUUGGACGUGGCUCCUCCACUCAGCCCCACCUCGCCAGUCCCCAGCCCGGGUCACCUGUUUGGACAGCCUCUUGCUUCUGUCUGCUCAGUCGACGCCGGCUUGCCUAAACCCGUCAUGGACAUGCUAGUCUUCCUUUACGUGGAAGGGCCAUACACCCGUGGAGUAUUCCGGCGCUCGGCAGGGGCAAAGGCCUGCCGAGAGUUGCGUGAGCGACUUGACGCCGGGAGGGACGACGGCGAGAUCACCCAUCAGUCCGUGUUUGUCGUGGCCGCCGUCCUCAAGGACUUCCUUCGCAGCCUCCCUGGCAGCCUGCUUUGCUCGGAACUUUAUGAUCAAUGGACAGCGGCCAUGGAGAACGAAGGAAGCAGCGAUGUGAUCGGCGAGAUCCAAAGACUACUGCGCCUGUUGCCAGCGGAGAAUUUUCUGCUAUUGCGCCAUGUCGCCGCCGUGCUGCACCGCAUUCAAGGGUACGCCCACGACAACCAGAUGAAUGCCUUCAACCUGUCCGUCUGCAUCGCUCCCAGCAUGCUUUGGGCUUCCACACCGGGGACCCCUGAGAUGGAGGGAGAGGGUGCUAAGAAGGUGUGUGAGCUAGUGCGCUUCCUCAUUGAGAACUGCACUGCUGUGCUGGGCGAUGACGUCACCAACCUGUUUUCCGCCUUCAGCCCGAAGUGUGGCGGCAGCGAGCAUGGCUCCGACGCAUCAUCAUUCCAAAUGAACGACUCGUCGUACGACAGCCUGGAAAAUGAGCUGAAUGACGAACCCGAGUCCCCGUGCCAGGAACAGCUCCCUCUUCGCGAAAAACGCGACAAGCCCGACAGCCGUAGCCGCGACUCGGUCCUCACGCUCAGCGACUGCGAAGCUGACGGUGAAGGUCGCGGCGACGACCUCUUACUGCAGCUACCGCCCCUAGCCAGGCCCCGCCGCUUCAGCCCCGUUGUCCGCCAACCCCGCACCCGUUACACCAACGGGGCUCCUUCACAGGGCGCCAACCGGCGGCUGAGGCGGAGCUCGGAGCCCGCCCUAGCUGCCCUCGCGGGGGGGAGCCUCCCGCUACGCAAGGCUAGCUAUGAUGCCGCCAUGGAAGGUGAGGAAGAAGAGGAAGAAUUCCUGGAGAAGGAGAUGAACGGGCUCCAUCUGAAUUCGGAGGGGGACCAUAACAGUGCGCGGCGGAAGAAUAAGCACAUCCCCCCACCCCCAUUGCGAUUGGACGCUAGCUGCUCUAGCCUCUCUUCACCUGCCACCUCACCCACUGGCUCUUCUCUCAGCUCCUUAGACUCCGCUUUCUCGCAGUACUCCACCGAUUACAGUGCCGUCCCGAUGGGCGACGUCCCCCUCCGUUCCCCACGGUGCUCCCCACCGCAGAAGGAUCCCCGCCCUGGCCACGGUGCCCACCCCAACACUUGGCUCAAAAAGGACAGACGCCUCUCCCUUAAGCAGCCCCUAAACGGACACACGAGUGAGGUUUCAUCGCCUGCUGGGGCACAAAGUGGGACGCCCAACUGUCGGUCCAGCAGUCCUCCAUCCUACCAGCAGGCACUUCUUCAACUACAACGCACCUCAGCCUUCUACAAGGGGGCGGACAAAACUCUGACUGUACAAGAGCUACGAAUCCUCCAAGACGCACCUAACGCUGGAUCUGACGCCGCCCAGCCCCCCAUGGGUGUCUUCUAUGGACAAAGCGCCACCACUCUCGUACUGAAACGCCAGAAGUCCCACUCUCUGACGCCGCCCAUCCAGAGCCGGACGCUCCCCCGCCGUCGGUCAGAGCCGUCAUGCAUGAACUCCAAAACGUCCACCCUUGAGAGACCCCGAGGUCGCCUCAGGGUGUCAAACGUGGAGCCCCUGUCACCCUCAGCUAACCGCACUGUGAGGGACUACUUUUCUGCGAGUGGGGACACGGCGGGCUGUGCACACCACAGCCAGGAGGUGGCGCUGGCCAUCGCCCAAGCCAAGAGAGAGUGGCACAGUCAGCAGUGUAGCGAGCCCCCCCGAUUGGAUGAUUUUGACCAGCUCUUCUUUGCUGAAGAGUCAUACGUGUAA
Messenger RNA from Nerophis lumbriciformis (worm pipefish), 2988 nucleotides. NCBI's taxonomy places the organism in Eukaryota, Metazoa, Chordata, Actinopteri, Syngnathiformes, Syngnathidae. The record is from RefSeq and is a predicted model, not a curated record.